AGGUUAAUCUUUGCACAGAAUCCUUACAAAGGACUUAGAGGGGUUGCCUUUUCGUGCCUCCCGGCCAGUGGUCGUCGCCGAGUCCUCGAAUUCAGUGCCGGGCCUCCCCCGUUUUUUUCCCUAACUUAAGAUGGCCGCAGGUGGGCCCGGAAUAGUCCUCAUGGCAAGCGCCUGAUGGGGUUUUUGCAAUGGAAAAUCGCGGAGACUGCGCCUGAGAAACUAUGCGAUUCUUAGGGCCUCAGUGUCGGGCCGUUGUUGCCUGCGGCUGAUGACAAAUAGAAUUAGGGUUAUAGUUGUUCCUGGGCCUGUGUUCACAAACUUAGCAUCUUCAGAGGUUAAUCUAACCGAGCCCAUCCAUGUUGUUAAAGAUUCAUGUCUGUUCAUCCUUUUGGCAUCGGAUUAAAAUUUCCUCCUAGAAGGUCACACUGCCCUGAACCUUUCAGAAAAAACAGUAAUCUGUGCAGGAUUAUUCCUGCUGUAUACUUCUAGAAGUCCAGAUUUGGGAUGGCAUUCACUGUUCUCAGACACUUCCCAGGUAGUGUACUUUGAAGUAAGCUUUCCCUUGUACGGUAGUAUCAGCUCACAAAAUUGCAACGCACCUCUUGCUUUUUCUUCCAAAGUAUGUUAUGUUAAGUUUCGUGAUCCAUCAAGUGUUGGUGUGGCCCAGCAUCUAACUAACACGGUUUUUAUUGACAGAGCUCUGAUAGUUGUUCCUUGUGCAGAAGAUGACUAGACUGGCCAAGGCAGACCUGUUACACUUGCCUGAGUUAGGCAUUGUUUGCCAUGCCACUAAACCUGCCGUCAAGUGAAACCUUCAUUGGGGAAAUGAGAUCGGAGUCUGAACCGCAGAAGAUGGACGCCCUGUCUCUGUUUUUUAUUGUUUUACUUUAAUUUCAUUUCUUUUUCUUUAUUUUGUCCCUUUUUUUUUGUUUUGUUUUGUUUUGUUUUGUUAAAUCUCUUUCACUUUAACUUGUGAGCUGGUUUUCCAGUUCUUUGUAAAUGGUAUUCCAUUAAGAGUUCAUAACAUUGCAUUGCAAAUUAUAUUGGGAGAUGAUUAGUAGAACUCAUCCUCAACAUAAAAUAAGUUUUCACAGUAAAUUAGUAUACAGUUUCAUGAAGCUCAGUGCUAGUUUCAGUUGGUGUUUAUAAACUGAUUGGGUACAUUUUGUUCCCGAAACACUAAAACAGUGGUGAGAUUCUUAUUUAGGAGCACAUUUUUGAUCUCAGUGUAACAUUUUUUGCAGUUUUCUGACAAGUCUGCAACUCUCAUAAAGACCAACUAAUAACUUUGAAUUUUCAUCCUUCUCCCUUAGAAUUUUAGGCAUACACAAUCAUCAAGGAAAAUAAGUAAAUUUCUUAUAACAUUCUGAGGGUAGAGAACAAGAAGAGACUUUUCACUUUUAUGAUAGUUAUUUAUUGUAGAAAAUAGCAUUGAUUUAAAAACAAAACACUUUUAGUUGCCUAUGUGGGGAAUGAAUACUUGAGAAACUGUUGAAUAUUUACUUGCGUGUGUAUUUCUUUGCUUGAAUUUUUGGUUGAAAAAUGUUCAGAGAUUACUUGUUUCUAAAUAGAUUCUGAGAUUAGGAUGCAUGAGAGACACUCACUGUUUUCCUCUCAGUUGUCUUUGAUGAGUACAGUUCGGGAAAAAUGCUAAGUACUUAAUUUGCUUUAUGCUUUUAUACAUUCUGAUAAUAUUUGGAGGAUAAAUUUGGUAGAAUUUUAUCUUGGAAAUUAAGCAGUGGGACUUUUAGAUUAUCUUUAAUGGUAAUAAGAAUAAUAAAUAUUGUGCUUUUAGUUAGACUUAAUACUUAUAAUAGUUCAUUAUGUUGUGAGAGGCAGUGAGAGUCAGAUAUCCUACUGACAACUAUUUUUAAGCCAAAAGCGAAUGACUUUAAAUAAUCAACUUUUGGCCUAGGUUAAAUACCCUUUUUGUUGGUAUAGUCUUCCUGCACUGUUUUGUUUGUAUAGUUUUGCUUAUUUAAUCAACAGGUAAUCUUAAAUUGAGACAUUACUAAAUUGGAAUUUUUUUAGGUGCAUGAAUUAGGGUAGUAGAGCAUAGGAUUUGUACCUUAGGACCUCAGUUGAUUUAUCAAGAUGUGUUCAGGUUUUACAAAUAUUUAAAAAAGAAAGAAUACUUAUUUUCACAAGAUACAAGAGGUUGGAUACCAAUGUAAAUAGUAUAGUAUAUAUGUGAAUAUACAGAUACAUGUCUUAAUGCUAGUAACUAAUAAAUACAAAAUAAAUUAUUAUUUGAUGUCUUCAAGUAAGAUCCUCCCACCUUUUAAUCUUUAUGCAUGUUAAAAUCUGUGCUUAUGCAGAAUUUACUGAAAUAAUAAAAUGACUUUGUUUUUGAAAUUAGUAAAUUAAGGUUAUAUAGACUUAGAAUACAUAGACAUUUGCUAAAGCUAAGAAAGUGUAAUUUUUCUAUUCCUGUGAAUAAGGUAUAACCACUAUUUAAAGCAAAUUUUAAAAUUCACCUUGAAUUCCAUCCACAUUUAGAAGUGCAUUCAAUAAGUUUUUUUAGAGAUUUAUCCCUGCACAUCUGGUUGUAUUAAGUAGAAUUUUACCACUGAAACCCAGCAUUGUGCUUUCUUGAAAAUUUACUCCAUAUGCUAGUUGCAAUUUGAUGUGACUUUGUACAGUGUUUUAAAUUACUUUGAAGAAUUCAUAAUAGAAAUAUUUGGUCAAAUAACACAUAAUUAUAUAUGAGUAGUUCUUCUGAAAUUGCUACGUAGAGUCAAUUUUUCUUAGAAAUUUUCUUUUUCAAAGAGUUAAGAAAAAGCGGAAAAAAAUGUGUGAAAGUCAUAGUCUUUAUCAAAACUGGUUGAUUAGAAUUCAGUAAUUAAAUGUGGCAAAUUGAUGGACUUAAUUCAGAGUAAAUUUUCAUUUUUUUACUUGUAGGGAUUUCUUCGUAGUGUCUAGGAUUAUUUUAAUGUUACUGUUAUUAUUAUUAGGCACUUAAGCUGCUUAUUAUAAGGAAGGCAUUUAGGCAUUAACCACCCCUCUUCAGAUAAGUAUACAUAAAUUGGUUGUAAAAGUCAGUAAUUUAAGAAGUUUCCUGAGACUCAGGAAAGUUUUUUUAGUUAUUUUCAAAAAUGAUAGUUUCCCAAGACAAAUAUAUUCUUUGGAACUGGAUUCUUUUGGUCAUCUCUGACAUUGUUGGUGAGAUGCCUUGUUAACUGAAUGGGUGUAGGCUUCCUUUUCAAUUGAAGCUGGUUACGUGCAGUAGCUUUUGUUCUUUUCUGUCUACUUGAAAUUAAAUGGAAUCUAUUGGAAGAUUAUCAAAAUUGUUUGCAUCACAAGUAGGUAGUUUAAAUUAACAGGAUAGGGACACUCGGGAAUAAAUUUCAAUUCGCACAUAUUUGUUUUUUUCUUUUUCUUUUUUUUGACUAAUUUGGUUAUUUGCCAUUUCUGGGGAUUAAACUUUAAAAAAUGUUCUUCUUUUCUGUAUCUGAUGUUCUGUGUGCUAUUAGUGAUGCAGCCAACACGAACGGUUGUCAUGUGUAACACAACUUUCGAUCACCGCGAAAACACCGUCCUGGAAAAGCGUCCAUGCUUGAUAUCGUUUGGUUCAUGAACAUUAAGUUUCCAGUACAGGUAAAAUCCCAGAGGAAGCCAAAGCCCUCUCUUUAUUGGCUCCUGCUCCAACCAUGACAAGUCUGAUGCCCGGUGCAGGCUUGCUUCCCAUACCGACUCCAAAUCCCUUAACUACACUGGGCGUUUCCCUUAGCAGUUUGGGAGCUAUACCAGCAGCAGCCCUAGACCCCAACAUUGCAACCCUUGGAGAGAUACCACAGCCACCACUGAUGGGGAAUGUGGAUCCUUCUAAAAUUGAUGAAAUUAGGAGAACAGUCUAUGUUGGCAAUUUGAAUUCCCAGACAACCACAGCUGAUCAGCUACUUGAAUUUUUUAAACAAGUUGGAGAAGUGAAGUUUGUUCGGAUGGCAGGUGAUGAGACUCAGCCAACUCGGUUUGCUUUUGUGGAAUUUGCAGACCAAAAUUCUGUACCAAGGGCCCUUGCUUUUAAUGGAGUUAUGUUUGGAGACAGGCCACUGAAAAUAAAUCACUCCAACAAUGCAAUAGUAAAACCCCCUGAGAUGACACCUCAGGCUGCAGCUAAGGAGUUAGAAGAAGUAAUGAAGCGAGUACGAGAGGCUCAGUCCUUUAUCUCAGCAGCUAUCGAACCAGAGUCUGGAAAGAGCAAUGAAAGAAAAGGCGGUCGAUCUCGUUCCCACACUCGUUCAAAAUCCAGGUCUAGCUCAAAAUCCCGUUCUCGAAGGAAAAGGUCACAGUCAAAACACAGGAGUAGAUCCCACAAUAGAUCACGUUCAAGACAAAAAGAUAGACGUAGAUCUAAGAGUCCUCAUAAAAAACGCUCUAAAUCAAGGGAGAGGCGAAAGUCAAGGAGUCGCUCACGUUCACGGGACAAAAGAAAAGAUACCCGAGAAAAAAUCAAGGAAAAGGAAAGAGUGAAAGAAAAAGACAGAGAAAAGGAAAGGGAAAAAGAAAGAGACAGGGAAAAGGAACGUGAAAAAGAAAAGGAACGGGGUAAAAACAAAGAUAAAGACCGAGAUAAAGAACGGGAAAAGGACCGAGAUAAAGACAAGGACAAAGAGAGAGAGCGGGACAAAGACCAUGAAAAGGAACGAGACAAAGAAAAGGAGAAGGAACAAGACAAAGAAAAGGAACGAGAAAAGGACAGAUCCAAAGAGAUAGAUGAGAAAAGAAAGAAGGAUAAAAAGUCCAGAACACCACCCAGAAGUUACAAUGCAUCAAGAAGAUCUCGUAGUUCCAGCAGGGAAAGGCGUAGGAGGAGGAGCAGGAGUUCUUCCAGGUCACCAAGAACAUCAAAAACCAUAAAAAGGAAAUCUUCUAGGUCUCCAUCCCCCAGGAGCAGAAAUAAGAAGGAUAAAAAGAGAGAAAAAGAAAAGGACCACAUCAGUGAAAGAAGAGAGAGAGAGCGUUCAGCUUCUACAAGAAAGAGCUCUAAUGAUAGAGAAGGGAAGGACAAGGUGGAGAAGAACAAUACUUCACUUAAAGAGAAGGAGCACAAUAAAGAACCAGAUUCAAGCGUGGGCAAAGAAGCAGAUGACAAGGAUGCGCCACGGACUGAGGAAAACAAAGUACAGCAAAAUGGGAACUGUCAGCCCAACGAAGAAAACCUCUCUGCCAAAACGGAAGCAGUAUAGGACCAACAGACGCACCUACACACACGCUGGAAUAGAAUCCAAAGCUUUUAAUUCUCUCAGCAAGAUGUUAAAAGUGAAGAAAUCCAGUAGAGCAUAAAGAUACGAGCUAACGGCUUUUCUAGUUGUUAGGAGACUUUGUGGCCAUCUUGUUACUGAGUAAGAAAACAAGCAUGGACAUCAUGACAAUAACAGGUGUGACCCAAACUCCUCAUCCUCUAAGUCUGUGCGUUUCCAUGGCGGCUGACACUGUUGUCACGUGGUUUGUUAGUGUUUGCCAAGAACCAUUACAAAUAAAUGGGACGUUAAAGAUCUAAAUUUGUUAUACUGUCUAUAAAGACUGGAGAUAAGCUUUGGAGGCUCUUUUAAGAAAUGCUAGAAACUGAUUUUGUAUUAUUUUACUUUUUUUUAAAAUUUCAAUAUAUACAGAUUGAUGAUGUGCUUGAAAUCGGUGCAAAUAUGUACACACCCUUGUAAGUGCAGAGUUUGUAAGACGUUUUAACAUUACUUCACAGGAUUUAUAGUGAUUGUGUUAAAUUCUCACUGUUGUGUUUUCUUUUGCUCACAGUUUAGGACAGUGGUUUUUCUUUAAAAUAGUUUUACAGAUUAAAGUUGCUUAAAUAAGUGGAUUACAAACCAACUGACAAUGCAUGCUACUGCUCUCUUUCAAGAGGAAGAACAAAUGUGCUGAAUACUAAUGACGUAUUAGUGUUCAGUGUUUAGAAUCAUUGGGUCUCCCCACAUAGUAAGCAUUUCUUUUUGAACUUUCUUGACAUUUCCGAGCUUAUUAUGAACAAUAUUGCAGUGUGUGUUGUCAGCUGUGGGUGGUAAAGGUGCCAUUUAUAAAAAGAAAGCUGGGUUUUCAAAAUGGGCUAUGGGAGCACAAGCUGAAGCUUUAGUGCCUUCUACAUCGUGGUAUACUGUUUUCUAGAAUUUUAUAUGAGCUAGUCAUUCUCAAUCCAUAUGGAAUUUAGAUGGGUAUUUCAUUCCCUCCCAUAGAAAAGUGUGAAAGUGAUAUGUCAGAAGAGUUCUUACUUACCUAAUAUGAGAGGGAAGUCUGUUUUAAGAAUGACUUCAGCGCUUGAAACAACAGUGCAAUUGUGGGACCAUCAGUUUUAUACUGUGAUACCUGAAAACGAAGCAGCAUGAUCUCACUUGACUUAAAGCAAGACCCUUUAGUUGUCUCCAGUGGAUGGCCUUAAUUAUUACCUCUCAAUCAUCUUCUCAUAAAUGAUGUGCUGAAAUUGUGCUUAAAGGAGAGUACAUGAGGUUAUUUGUUUUAUGUGUGAAGUAUGUUUACUUGAGCUUAAAAUAUAGGUCAUCCUGCAUUGUUAGGCACACUUUUUGCAGAAAGUAUGCAAGUAGUAAAAUGACAACAUUGCUAAUGCUUCCCCCAAACCACAGCUUAUAGUUUCAGAACUCUUUUCAUGGUUACAUUUCCAAAAGUUAUACCUUUUAAUUAGCAUGUUAUUAAAAAAAAUCAAGUAUAAUUAUUUUAAUGCAAUCUAAUACAAUCAAAUUACUCAGUUGCCUUACCUCAUGGGGAAGAGUUACUUAUAAAUUUAAAGAGCUGAGUAACACAUCAGUUACUUGGUUUCAACUUGAGUUUUCUUUUAAUGUUAAUACUAUUGAAACUUAAGUAUUUGGUGGAGAAUGGAAGGAAUUGCCCUUAUUGCAAGUAAUGAAGCCCGGUUUGAUUAUGAAGCUGCUUAACUACUCUUCAUGUGUUCACAAUUACUGUUUUUUUUUUUUUUUUUCCUCUUUGUCACUAUGUACAUUAAAAUUUUUGAAAAUGCUUUACUAUGUAAAGUAUAGAUGGUCAUUUUAAUCAUUCAACCACGUACGGUUGGCUGGUAAACAGCUUAUUUUGAUACAGGAAUGCUUGGGUGCAUAUGGAAAGAUUGUGAAGGAGUGUGUGUCUUGCAUUAAAGCUUCUUAUUUAUGAUAUGUAAGUAGAAUAGAACAAAUGUUGUUUGAAUCUUUGUUAUUUUUAGUACCAUUUCUCUAAUAAAGCUAAGUAUUUUAGAGGAAAA
Messenger RNA from Bubalus bubalis (water buffalo), 7219 nucleotides. RefSeq names its product splicing regulatory glutamic acid and lysine rich protein 1 (gene SREK1). The record is from RefSeq and is a predicted model, not a curated record. Bases 3651 to 5189 code for a protein of 512 amino acids. The transcript is spliced from 13 exons. Lineage: Eukaryota; Metazoa; Chordata; Mammalia; Artiodactyla; Bovidae. Gene Ontology annotation, molecular function: RNA binding. Gene Ontology annotation, cellular component: nucleoplasm.